This is a messenger RNA of Malassezia pachydermatis, 876 nucleotides long. RefSeq names its product gpi-anchor biosynthesis protein (pig-f). The coding region runs from base 1 to 876 and encodes 291 amino acids. Gene Ontology annotation, cellular component: endoplasmic reticulum membrane. Lineage: Eukaryota; Fungi; Basidiomycota; Malasseziomycetes; Malasseziales; Malasseziaceae. The record is from RefSeq and is a predicted model, not a curated record. Gene Ontology annotation, biological process: GPI anchor biosynthetic process. The transcript is spliced from 2 exons.
AUGGUGCGACGUGCGAAGGGACGAUCGGCGCCUGCCUCCGCACCCAAAGUGCCUCCCUCCGAGCAGGUAUUGCAGCCCCGCGAUGCAGGCCGCUGGCCCAUCUGGCACAUUCUCCAGCUAGUGUUUUUCACGAUGUUCUUGCAGCCGGCUCUGCUCACACUGACCCUCAUUGACUUGGCGCGCUACGUAGACGCAUCCUCGUUCCUAGGCGGGCUCUUGCACAAGAUUUCGCUUAUUCUGCGGCCUGGCGAUCGUCUGGCGGAUCGAUCGGCGGAGCGUCUAGCAUGGGACAUGGUCCUGGCUGUACAAGGCACAGCGCUCACGCAAGCAUGGUACUGCAUGCGCAUGCAUAGCUGGUGUCAUCGCGCGGAGGGGCACGAACGUCGUGAGCCGCCGUCUGAGCUCAAGAAGCGCUCGCUGGCUGUGCAUACGCAGAUCGAGGGUGUCGUCUUUUCCUCAUUUUCCCUGCCGCUGCUCUGGCUCUUGGCCUCUGUAGCGCUUGUGUUGGUGGGCGCGCCGCUGCAUACUGGCUACUUGGGCACGGCCACGUUGGCGGGCUACCUGGCGCUGCUGGGCUUGUGGCCUAUGGCGCACAUCUUUGGCGCGCCGCCUUCACCGGUAUGGACGCGAUGGCUUGCGGCGCCGUCCACAGCGCUGCCGCGUGAGAUCCUGGUCAUCGUGCCAUGCCUGUGUGCGUGGCUCGGCGCAGGUCUAAGUGCCGCCGUUCUCGCUCUUGACUGGGGCCGCGCAUGGCAAGCAUGGCCCGUACCGUGCGUGUAUGGCGCUGCAGUCGGCGUCGUGAUUGGCCAUGCAUUGGCUCUGGGCUUGUGUAUCGCACAGGUGUAUCGCGACUUGCGAAAGAGCGUUCAUGACUAG